UGCGAGUCCGAGGUGUUCCAGGCGUGCGUGGCCUGGGUGCAGCAGGACCGGGCGGCUCGGGGGCCCUUCCUGCCGGCCCUGCUCCGCGCCGUGCGCUGCCACGCGCUCACCCCGCGCUUCCUGCGGGCGCAGCUGCGGCGCCGCGACGACCUGGGCCACGACGCCCUGCGCUACCUCGCCCGCGUCUUCCGAGACCUGGCCCUGCACCGCCCGGCCCCCCGGAUGCCCCCCGGCAGGACCCCCAAAGUCCGGCAGCUGAUCUACGCGGCCGGCGGGUACCUGCGGCAGUCGCUGAGCUGCCUCGAGGCCUUCGACCCGCUCGGGGGGUCCUGGGUGAGGCUGGCGGCCCUGCAGAGCCCCCGCUCGGGGCUGGGGGGCUGCGCCGUGGGGGGGCUCUUCUACGCCGUGGGGGGACGCAACAACUCGCCCGAGGGCAACACGGACUCGGCGGCCGUGGACUGCUACAACCCCAUGACGGACCGGUGGUCGCCCUGCGCGCCCAUGAGCGUCCCCCGCAACCGCAUCGGCGUCGGCGUCAUCGACGGCAUGAUCUACGCCGUGGGGGGGUCCCACGGCUGCACCCACCACUGCUCCGUCGAGAGGUGG
Molecule: messenger RNA, 606 nt
Organism: Neopelma chrysocephalum (saffron-crested tyrant-manakin)
Lineage: Eukaryota; Metazoa; Chordata; Aves; Passeriformes; Pipridae
Product: kelch-like ECH-associated protein 1
Exons: 1
Molecular function (GO): protein binding
Source: RefSeq, a predicted model, not a curated record